GGUCAACCCCGAUCGUAAAAAUGGCCGCCAGCAAGGAAGGUGCCGGUCCGUCGACACACAGAAUUGCCGAGGCUCGAGACGCCAUGAAGACUGUGAAGGAGAUAUCAGACCUUUUGAACACAGGUCUGGAUGAGGAGACUCUGAAGGUGUGUGUCCAACUUCUGGAGGCUGGAGUCAACCCAGAGGCUCUGGCUGCUGUCGUCAGAGAGCUCCGCAGGGAGACAGCCGCCCUUAGAGAAGCGGAAGAAGCAAGCAGAUAGCCAAGAACGUCCAGAUGGUAUUGGUCUUUAUGUCGACUGCCCCUCACCACUCACUUCUCACUUUCCCCACAAUUGCUCCCUUCACUGAUUUUAUGACUUGUUGUAUGGAAGGUACAGUGAUUGACAGAAUAAUAUGAUGGCUGUGUGACUGAUUUCUGUGCGUGAGCUCAUGAUAAUGACUGCAAGCGUUUGUUCAUCUUUUGGUUCAUGAUGGCCUCUCUUUUCUCUGCUGCAUCCUACACACAGCAUCAACAUGGUAUACAAUGGUCAAUCUUCAAACACAGUGGAACAUCUCUCUAAGGGCACCAACCAAAAAAUGAACACAAGUCUCUAAAAGCACAUCAUUUCUUUUCCUAAACAGUUUCUUACAAUCAUGUGAUUUACCCCAUGCAAUAAGGACGUGGUUACUUUUCCAAAGAACAAUGUAUCCCUAAAGUAAGGACACAUCUCUAAAUAUGGGCAGUUUAUUCUGUCCCAUUAAGGUCUUAAUUAGAGGGGUUCCAGUACGCCUGCCUUGAUCUGCCAGGCAGUUUUG
Molecule: messenger RNA, 795 nt
Organism: Geodia barretti
Lineage: Eukaryota; Metazoa; Porifera; Demospongiae; Tetractinellida; Geodiidae
Source: the annotation of a GenBank genome assembly